AUGUUCCAUGCGACAACACCUAUCAAAGGUCCUUCGACCGUCGAUUGUGAAGUCCUAACGGACAUUCAUACACAAUUAAAUUUAUCUGAAGUUCAAGUCGUUAGUCUUGUCCAAGACUUAAUUCCUCGUUAUCGUUUACGUGCUGAUACUGAUUUUGCUUGUUCAAACGAAGAUUUUAUUCAAACACCACGCAUUGACGGUUCUAAAUUUGAAUCUUUAACAAAUACACAAAUUCGUGCUCUUUUAGAUUAUUACGUUCUAUCUAGUGAUCGAAUAAGCCAAAUGACAAAAACAUAUCAUGAUAUAAAUGCAGUAACUCGCAUGCUUGAAGAUCGCGAGAAUGAUUUACAAACCGCUGUUAGCUUAGGUUAUACAUUACUGGAAAGUAAUGAUUCAUUACGUAAUCAAGUUUCAAUACUUGAACAAGAUAUUGAACAAACAACAGAAAUUGUUAAACAACUUAAACAUGAUUUACUUCUAAAAGAACGUCUUAUUCGAUUUUAUUAUGAUAUGGAUCUUGAUAUAUCACCAAACGAAUCAAAACAAGUAGAUUAUCAACAUUACGAACACAAAAUUCGUAAUCUUGAAUAUGAAAAUCGAGAAUUACGUGCUGAAAGUGUACAAUUGAAACUUGAAUCUGAAAAUAUCGAACAUCAAGAACAAGCCAUUGUCGAUCAUUUUGCUCAUGCUUUAGCAAAUGCAAAUUCCGAAAUCGAAAAUUUACAAGAAGAAAUUUGUAAAAAAAAUGAAGAAAAUCUUAAACAACACGAUGAACUUAUGCGUCUAUCCUAUGAAAUGCGUGAAAUUCAUCGUCGAUUGAAAGAAUUAAAGAAAGAAAAUGAUGAAUUAAAAAUUCUUUUGUCAGUAACUGGAAAAACUCGUCAUGAAUACGAAACAAAAAUUGAAGAUCUAGAAAAACAUUAUAGCGAAUGUUUAUCCAAGCUUCAUAAAUCGCAACAAGAAAUAAAUUCUUUACAAAAAGAUAUUCUUCCAAGUUCUGCAUCAUCACCUAUGUUGGAUAUAAAUUCUAACCAACAUCAUACAUUGUUCUUAUCACCAAUAGAAUAUGCAAAUUUUAUGAGCUUUGAAAAUUCACUUAAAUCAGAACUUGAAGAAGUACGUGAAGAUCCAAAUCAACUUUGUCAUUCAACAAUAAAUACAAAUAAAAAACAUUCUCGUCGUCGAGCUAAAUGCUCUCAAUGUGAUACGGAUUGUGAAUCAUCGAUAAGUGAUUCAGCAUUUAGUGAUACUGAAAGUUUAAGCAGUAAUUCAUCAUGUCGUUUUUGUCAGCAAUCUUCACCUAUUCCAAUAGAUGAAUCCAAAUCAAUAUCAUCAACAAGUGAUCGAAGAUUAUCAAGAGGAAUUUCAUCUAGAUUAAGACUUGUUAAACGAUUAGAAGGAUCAACUAUGUUAAAACGAUGGCAAGAAUUAGCUGAACCAAGUUUAUGUUCAUGCCUUGAAUCUAUACCCGGUGUUUAUACACGUGCUGAAAUUUUACACGAAAUUAAUGAAGAAAAUGAAGAAGACUUAAUAACACCACAAAAUGAAUUAGAAGAGCGAUUAUCAAUUAGUCUUGAAAAACAUUCACCUGAAACACCAAUACAUCUUCAUUCAUCAACACGUCGAAUGAAUCUUGUUGAAUUAUUAACAAAACAAGGAAUAACUGCACGUACACUUGAUUCUCCAAAUUCAUUUUCUGAAUUUGCAAAAGCUUUUUUAACAUGUCCAUUACCAAAUCGUCUUCCCAAAUCGACGACUACGAUUAUUCCUGAUCCUGACGAUGAUGAUUAUGAUGAACCAACAACUCCACCGUCUUCACCAACACAUGGUGCUCAAUUACAAACAAGUGCCCUUCUUCAUCAAGUCAUAGAACGUUUAAUGAAAUUAUCAUUGAAUACAUUGAAAACGUUUUCAUCAUCACUUACUUCAUCAAAUGGUCAGGAUCAAUUACAACAAAAUAAUGAAGAUAAACAAAGAUUACGUACUAUAGUCACAACAACUCCACUGCCAUCACCAACAUUCGAUGGACUUGUUUCACCAACACCAAAUACAGCAAUGCAUGCUAUGAAAACAAGUACAUUUCUACGUGCAUCAUCAUUAAAUCCGUAUAUGAAUAAAUCAAUUCGUAAUGUAUUUACUAAUUUAUCACCUGGUGAAACACCAUCAAUGGUUGAUGAUCUUAUUCGAAGUCAUCUUCGACGAAUAUAA
Molecule: messenger RNA, 2208 nt
Organism: Rotaria sp. Silwood1
Lineage: Eukaryota; Metazoa; Rotifera; Eurotatoria; Philodinida; Philodinidae
Source: the annotation of a GenBank genome assembly